AAAAAUCCCGACAAAAAAUCCCAUCAUCAUCAUCAUCUCGUGGUCAACCGACCCUAUUCCAUUUAGCUGACCACACGUUCAGUCAAAGUCAAAGUCCAACUCCACUAAACCACCCCAUCGAUAUAUUUACCACCCACCCCCUCCCCCCCAAAAAAGCAGUACGAUGUCCGCCCCCGUGAGGAUCGCACAAACCCACAAACUCCUCGGCAUGGCGGAAACAUUGAGUAAAACGACGCACUUCAACACCGAAGAGUGUCGCUUGCUCGUCUUAUUCCACCAAAAACUCGUCUCCUGCAACGGACCCUUGGAUCGUCUCAGGUUUCGGGACGUGCUCCACGUCACCUUCGACAUCACGGACGACAUCAUGCUCGACCUUUGCUACAAAGCUUUUGACCGAGAUAAUGACGGCGUGGUUGACGAUGCUGAAUGGACGAGAGGCUUGUCGGCCAUGAUUCGUGGGAGUUUGGAGGAGCUGGUUGAAUUUGUGUAUUUUGUGUACGACAUGAACGGCGAUCGCUCCUUGGCCAGGGAAGAGUUGUACCAUUGUCUCAGGGGAUGCAUGCACCCGGGCUACGGUAUCGACGCGGACGAGUUGGAAGAGUGCGAGAGAGAAAUUGUGGAAAUCGCGAUGAAAAAGUUGGACGUGGAUCGAGACGGUCAAAUAACCUUCCCAGACUUUCAGAAUGCCGUGAUUACUGAUCCCCUCCUCCUUCAGGCGUGCGGACCGUGUCUUCCAUCUCCUAAAUCUACGGCCUCCUUCCUAGCCCUGAUCACGCUCAAGUACCGGUCCUACACGGGGGUCUGGGCCGUCCAGUGGAACCAAGCCGUUGAAGGGCACCACUCCAAGAGGAAGAGUCACGUGGCGCGGGCGCGGUCGCACUCCUUCAUUCGCUCCAGCAUCUCCACCGCGUCCACGCUCGCCAGCCUCGCGCAGAGCAAGAUGGCCAUGAAGGGCGGCGGAGGAGCGUCAUCACCGCUGACCAUUAAGGAUGCCGCCGCCGCGAAACCAUGAUUUUUAAUACUUUUUUCGCGAAUUUUUUUGUAAAAAAUGGACACAAAUCCGAGUAACCUUUGUGUAAAAGUUAUGUUAUUUUAUGUACUCGUGUGUAU
Messenger RNA from Folsomia candida, 1110 nucleotides. RefSeq names its product EF-hand calcium-binding domain-containing protein 1-like. NCBI's taxonomy places the organism in Eukaryota, Metazoa, Arthropoda, Collembola, Entomobryomorpha, Isotomidae. The record is from RefSeq and is a predicted model, not a curated record. The transcript is spliced from 6 exons. Bases 164 to 1012 code for a protein of 282 amino acids. Gene Ontology annotation, molecular function: calcium ion binding.